Messenger RNA from Eruca vesicaria subsp. sativa (arugula), 603 nucleotides. Lineage: Eukaryota; Viridiplantae; Streptophyta; Magnoliopsida; Brassicales; Brassicaceae. The record is from the annotation of a GenBank genome assembly.
AUGGAAACUCUCGAAAACGAACACGAUAACUUGCGGUUGAAAGCAGAGGAGCUCGAGAGCAACUACAAGGACGAGCUGAUUCUCAGGAAAGAAGCAGAAAUCGCACUUCACAAAGAAAGGAAUGAGGUGGAGGCGAUGGCGCAAAUGUUUGAAACUUGUAAGAUAGAACAAGAGAACCUGACUUCGCAAGUCAGAACUUGGCAGGACAAAUACGACCAAGAGUUGAGCGUUAGGAAAGAAACAGAGGAUUCUCUCUCUAGACAAAAAGAAGAGCUUGAGAUAGUCAAAGGACUACUCGAAGCAUUCAACCAAGAAGCAGAUGCGAUGCGAGAAGAGAGGGACAGUGCUCUCGAAACAGUACAAGAGCUGACAAGAAAGCAUUCGGAAGAGCGUCAACCUCUGCCCUCGUUUUACUGCCCUAUCACACAAGAGGUGAUGAAAGAUCCACACUUUGCUGCUGAUGGGUUUACAUACGAAGCUGAAGCUAUUAAGAAAUGGUUUAGUACAGGUCACGAUACCUCACCCAUGACAAAUCUCAAGCUUUCUCAUCGCAACCUUGUCCCAAACCGCGCUCUCCGGUCUGCGAUUCAAGAUUUGAGUUGA